Molecule: messenger RNA, 1164 nt
Organism: Pelobates fuscus (common spadefoot toad)
Lineage: Eukaryota; Metazoa; Chordata; Amphibia; Anura; Pelobatidae
Product: UBA-like domain-containing protein 1
Exons: 4
Coding region: 136-582 (148 amino acids)
Molecular function (GO): protein binding
Source: RefSeq, a predicted model, not a curated record
GCAUGCCUUGCUUCUCCACACCUCCCCUGGGCUGAAUUUUGCAGACGGGCAGUUGUGCGUAGUUCUAUAUUAAGCCCCAUCGUGCUAGGAUCAGCAGGUACCACUCGAGUAGCUGCCUGAGUCACUGCUCCUGGGAUGUCUGGGGACAUGGAGCAGUUGAAACAGCAGCUGCUGGUAUCGCAGUUUGUGUUGGCUGCGGGAUGUGCCACUGACCAGGCAGAGCAGCUACUGCGGGCAGCACACUGGCAGUACGAGACUGCCCUCAGCGCUUUCUUCCAGGAGUCAAACCAUCCGUACAUCCCGCACCACCAGAUGAUGGGUACUCCUGCCAACACGCCUGCCACCCCUCCUAACUUUCCUGAUGCCCUCGUCAUGUUUUCACGCCUGAAGGCUUCAGAUAGCGGCUACCUCUCUUCACUGGCUACGUCCCCUCCGCAUCAUCAAGGUGGGCUCGGAGCAAACUUCUCCCAGGACCCUCGGAAUCAGCAGACUGGCACGGGACUUUCCAGUCCAGAAGUGGCACACUGCUCUCAUGGAUCAGGAGGUGUAGACCCUAACUCCGGUGCGGAGGCUGAGAGAUGAGAUGACUGAGAAUUGGAGGUGCAGAAUAUGGCAUGUAAACGUUCUUCUGGGGCUAUAUUGCGAGACACCUGCAAAGUAUUGCUCCUUAGAGCGACAAGAGAUCUCAACAGAGCAAUACAGCAAUGGCAGAUUGCCGGAUUACCUCACGUGCCUGCAGAGCAUUGCACCAGCUAGUUCUGACAACUUUUGCAGAGCAUCGCUCCUCUACUAACACUGCAUUACUCUGUUGUGCAACAUCACCUUCCUCACCUGGUGGGAUUUUAGCCGUACCUCACUCUGCAAUGUAUCCUGACGCAGAGACCCUCCUGACCUCAGCACUUGUUAUACCCUAAGGUUUUCUGCACUGGUGUAGGAAUGUGUACCUGUGAGAUAUUUCUAAAACCGGAAUCCCCAGUUCCAUUAAUGUAUUUUUGUUUUAGUUUUUUUUUUUUUUUUUUGUAAACUUGUCAUCCAUCAAAAUAAAAAAGGAUGUCAUAACACAACUCUGUAUUGCAAUGCUGUCCAUUUGAAGGUCGGCAAAAUUAACAAGAAAAGGUUCCUUAUUUUAACAAGCGUCUUAUAAAAUCUGUAUUGUCAACCUGA